GAGGUCUGAUGUGCCUGCCACCACUGGUGUUAGUCUAGGCACUCCCCAGACCACCUCUGUCAGAACAUGAUUGUCCUUUGAAUAUUAAUCUACAUUUACCUCAGUAUUUUAAAGUUUGUUGAUAGUUUGGAUAAAUGAUGGCUCAAAUCCAGCAGGGAGGUCCAGAUGAAAAAGAGAAGACUACUGCAUUAAAGGAUUUAUUGUCUAGAAUAGACUUGGAUGAACUAAUGAAAAAAGAUGAGCCACCACUUGAAUUUCCUGAUACUUUGGAAGGAUUUGAGUACAUUUUUAAUGAAAAGGGACAAUUAAGACACAUUAAAACUGGGGAGCCAUUUGUUUUUAAUUAUCGUGAAGAUUUGCAUAGAUGGAACCAAAAGCGCUAUGAAGCUCUUGGAGAGAUCAUUACUAAAUAUAUUUAUGAACUACUAGAGAAGGAAUGCCACUUGAAGAAAGUAACUCUUCCAGUUGAUGCAAUUGAGACUGAACCAAAGAGCUUUAUCUUUAUGAGUGAAGAUGCAUUAGUAAAUCCUGACAAGCUGCUGGUCCUAAUUCAUGGUAAUGGUGUUGUCAGAGCUGGUCAGUGGGCAAGGAGACUCAUAAUUAAUGAAGAUCUGGACAGUGGAACACAGAUACCGUACAUAAAGAGAGCUAUUGAGGAAGGCUAUGGAGUAAUAGUUCUGAAUCCCAAUGAGAACUAUAUUGAAGUUGAGAAGACAAAAGCCCAAAUACAGCUGUCUUCUGAUAUCUCAGAUGAACCUGCAGAAAAGAGAGAAAGAAAAGAUAAAAUACAGAAGGAAACAAAGAAGCGACGUGACUUCUAUGAAAAGUAUCGAAAUCCGCAAAAAGAAAAAGAAACUAUGCAGAUCUAUAUUAGAGAUAAUGGCUCUCCUGAAGAACAUGCGAUUUAUGUUUGGGACCAUUUUAUUUCCCAGUCAGCUGCAGAGAACGUGUUUUUUGUUGCUCACAGUUAUGGUGGACUUGCCUUUGUAGAGUUGAUGAUUCAACGAGAGGCAGAAGUAAAGAAUAGGGUAACUGCUGUGGCGUUGACAGACUCAGUUCACAAUGUGUGGCAUCAAGAAGUUGGGAAAACUAUUCGAGAGUGGAUGCGAGAGAACUGCUGUAACUGGGUAUCCAGCUCCGAGCCCCUGGACACAUCAGUGGAGUCCAUGCUGCCAGACUGUCCCCGUGUCUCUGCAGGUACAGAACGCCAUGAACUAACUUCUUGGAAGAGUUUUCCAUCUGUUUUCAAGUUCUUCGGUGAGGCUGUAAAGGCGAAGAACAGCUUGGUGAAACCGACCCCAACACGGCGCUCCAACAGGAUAAAAUAUGAAGAAUUCUAAAGGAAGGGAGGAAAAAACCCACCACCACCAAUGUCUUUGCUGCUUGUUUUCUGCAAGGAGUCGCCCAGCCCCUCAUUAGAUUGUUUUCUUCCUAGAGCACAGGGUCGUGAUGUAUACAUCUAAAUAGCGUUUUGCAUUAUUUCUAGAUGAGUGCAACUGUCAAAGCAAUAUGGGUUCACUGGUUGUGCUUCCUGUGGGCUGUAACUUGGAUUUUGUGCUGCCCAUCAGUGUGCAGAUUAAGGCUGACAGUGGUACUGCACAGUGCAGCAUGGUGCAGCUCUAAUUGCCCUGACAUAGCCCUGCACCAAGCUGAUGCCAGAAUUUAACAGCUUCAUCACAGUCCUAUCGCCUGCAGGAUUUUUUGCAGCUUCCUUCUAUUUCGAGACAGAACAGAAUAUGUAUUACUCUUUUUUAAAAGACGGCCCUAACUCCAACAUGUUAACCAGCCUAUGAUUUUACACCUAGUAGCCUUCUCUUUCUCUGGGACCAAGUGGAAUUUACUUCUAACUCUCUCAUUUUUCUGCUGGCAAGAGUGUCCAAGAAGUUUGCCCAGAAUUCUAGAAAGGCUUCAUUGUUGAAGAGAUUUUCUCUUGCUAGAUCAAUGGUUUUAUCUGUAGAUCUUCUCUUCCUUUGGAAAGCUCUACUUAAAAGAAAUGCCUAUUCAUUAGCAGGCUGGAUCACACUGUGAAAUAUGACAGAAAAAAAAAAAAAAAGAAAAAAAAAAGAGACAUACUGCAUAUUUUUCUGUUUAUUUUUAAACACAAAAAUGCUUCCAUUUUCAUAUGCUAGGUUUUUAAUGACUUGCUGUCCCAUGGUUAUUCCCUUUUUCCUAAACUCGCAGGUUCCUCCCCACUUUCCCAGUCUCUCGGACAAAGGUUGGCCAUCAGGGCACCCUGUGUGGGAAUUUCACACUCUGCAUAGGGGGUAUGUGGUUGUAGCUGUAACUGUUGCAUUAGGCAGGUUUUCUCCACUAAAACUAAGGGAAAAGAUGUGCUUGAUAGCAUGCCCAGUGAUCAAGCACUGUAAUUAAGCUCAUUUGGUGUUCAUAAUACUAAAUUAAAAUGGCCCUUUCUUUAAUGGUCGUGCCCACCAGCAAGGAGGUGCCACUCAAACAUGAGUUUUGGACCCAGUCCCGCCCUCUCCUCAUGCAGUGUGUCCAAUCCUACAGCUGGGGGUCUGAAACAGUGGUGGGGAGCAUUGAAACAAAACAGUGUCAAAGCAGGGGUACCCUCCUAUGCCACGGAGCAAAAGCAGAAGCGCUCAUAGAGAGGUGCAAAGGGAAACCCAGCUGGAUUAGGGCCUUAAUCCUCCUGGUGGGAGGCUUCUCAGCACCCAUGGAGUGCUUACGUCCCUCCCUGCUCAUAAUGGCAGCAGGGCUUCACUUCCCCAGCUCCUGCUUCCGGCCAUCCCGCUGCAUUUAAGCUCUGCCCUUGGGGAGGGCUGCCUGCAGCAAACCCCCGGGGGGCUGGGGGAGGUGUCAGGCUGUGCCCAUGUGGAAGGAAGUGUGGUAUCUGUGCCUGGCAGAUUUUCUUCCUGGAGGGGAUCCUGUUGCUGAGGGGAGAGGGCUGCACGUGGCUUCCUCUGGCCUCCAGUCUCUGCACUUGCUCCCAGGAUGCUGCUGCCUGUGGCUAGCCUGAUCCCCUGCCGUGGGAGUCUGCUGUCUCCCUCCCCAGGUCCAUGUCCACCCUGGCCCCCUGGACCCUGUGUGUUUAGGGGUAAGGCGAGAGUUUACGUGGUGUGGUUUGGGUGUCUGUGCUUCAUACCGCAGACGGGGAAGAUGCAGUGGCCAGGGAACUUUGCGCACACACACACGCCAGACCUGCCACUCUGUCUCACUGGAGGUGAGAUGGGUUCCCAAAUACUGGAGGAGCAGAUCUAUUUUUGUAACUGUUGAUGAGAAACAAACUACAAACAUUUUUACUGUAACACCAUUUUCUAAAGAAUUUUUCUUUACUGUGCCCUGGGCCCAGCUCACAUUAUCACUCCUGUGGGGGGCUGUAGAGCAGAGGGGAUCCUCACCACUAAUACUGCUCUGCUUGCAGUGAACAAAAAAUAAAUAUGCUAUCUUCUC
Pseudopodoces humilis (Tibetan ground-tit) is the source of this 3411-nucleotide messenger RNA. RefSeq names its product ARB2 cotranscriptional regulator A (gene ARB2A). Gene Ontology annotation, molecular function: siRNA binding. NCBI's taxonomy places the organism in Eukaryota, Metazoa, Chordata, Aves, Passeriformes, Paridae. The record is from RefSeq and is a predicted model, not a curated record. Gene Ontology annotation, cellular component: nucleus. Gene Ontology annotation, biological process: regulatory ncRNA-mediated heterochromatin formation.